GCGGCGCGGCGGGCAGCGGGCGCGGGCAGAGCCGCGGGCACCACCAGCGACGCCGCCGCCGCCAGCGCUGUCGGGCGGAUCCGCGCUCGCCGCUUUUGCCGCGUGACUUUGGCAGCGCGCCGCGGGGACAUUAUGCCGAAGAGAAAGUCUCCAGAGGGUGCUGAAGGCAAGGAUGCAGCAAAAGUAACUAAACAAGAGCCCACGAGACGAUCAGCAAGAUUGUCAGCUAAACCUGCUCCACCAAAACCUGAACCCAAGCCAAGGAAAACCACUAAGAAGGAACCUGGAACAAAGGCCAACAAAGGUGCUAAAGGGAAGAAGGAUGAAAAGCAAGAAGCUGCAAAGGAAGGUACUACACCAUCUGAAAAUGGUGAAAAUAAAGCUGAAGAGAUUCGCAUCUCUCGCUCAACUGUUAGUGUUUCAACAUCCAGAGGUGCCCCACCCUGCACACUGUCAGUAAAAGGGCAGAUUGAAACAGUGAAAGUUAAGGGUACGGUAGAGCAUUCUACUUGUGUGCAGUGAAUAGGAACAGAUAGUAGUGUGGUGCUUUUCAGUAUGAACCAUGGAAGCUGGCAGGUAAGGCUCACAUUGCUUUUGAAAAGCUGGGUCCAACGCAUUAAGAAGAGUGUGUGAAUGUACCUGUUUUGUUUGUGUAAAUAUAAUGUUGAGGUAGGUUUGAAACCGAGCUGUUACAAGUAAGAAAUGGAAGGAGUAAAGAUAGCGUGGGUGUUUAUAGACAUAAUGGCAAUUUACCAUAGUAAUUAAUUCCUUUCUCUCUUCU
This is a messenger RNA of Tympanuchus pallidicinctus (lesser prairie-chicken), 781 nucleotides long. RefSeq names its product high mobility group nucleosomal binding domain 3 (gene HMGN3). Bases 133 to 522 code for a protein of 129 amino acids. Gene Ontology annotation, biological process: chromatin organization. The record is from RefSeq and is a predicted model, not a curated record. Gene Ontology annotation, cellular component: nucleus; chromatin. Gene Ontology annotation, molecular function: nucleosomal DNA binding. NCBI's taxonomy places the organism in Eukaryota, Metazoa, Chordata, Aves, Galliformes, Phasianidae. The transcript has 6 exons.